AUGCUCCGUUGUUCCUCUCUGCACGCUGUGGCUCUGCUGCCUCUGCUGCUGUGUGCCUGCGGGUGCUUUGCGGUGGGCGCUGACCGCGGCGUGUUCGACACGAUCGGGUCAGGGGGAAGUGACCAGCAUCGUGUCUCCGUUGUGCGUACGGUGCCGAUGAAGGGAGAAAGCGGGCACCAGGCGUACAUCCUCUCCACAGGCUCUGCAGAGAGCGAUGCCGGUUGGGGGGCGCUCCGCAUUCACGUGUCUCACGAGGACCUGGACCUGAAUGUUACAAAUACUUCAACUCGGAUCUGUUUGGAGGGCCGAACUAGAACCCGGGGCUUUUCAGUAUAUAAUGUGCCGUAUUUGUGCCCGGAUCAGACAAUCGUAACGGCAGAAAAGAGGAGGGUUCUUCUGGAGGUGAUACUCCCCAAGGCAAUCAAACUACACUCCGAGCGUCUUACCGUUAAGAAUGUGGAGGGAAAGCUGAAGCUUGACGCUUUCGAUGACCCGAUCUGUAAGAUGUUCACUGUUCCCAAGGAUCACUUCAGUGAAGGUGUGACUAAUGCGGACUUCGUGCUGUAUGUGGCCGCCGCUCCGGGGCCUGUGGUGGCGAGAACGUGCUCCGUGGAUAAGACAGGCGCGACAGGCCUAGCAAGAAGGCCCACAGCCGGUGCGCUGAACUUUGACCCGGAGCGCAUCGUUGACACGCGGUACAGUGUGCGGAUUGCAGCGCACGAAAUUGCACACGCCCUCGGCUUCAAUCGGGGAGUAAUAAAGGCCGCAGAAUUAACCUCAACAUGCAAGGAAAGUGUGAAUGGGCCAACAAAAACGGGCUGCUACUUGACUGCUCCAACAACAAUGAAUGCGAUAAAGGAACACUACAACUGCAGCACAGAGCCACCUACUAACAGAACACUGCUGGAGGCGGAUGGUGACGAUGAGAGGAAUCUGCACUGGCCGCGGCGCAUUGCUAAAGACGAGUUGAUGAGCCCGUACGUUGGUGCCACUGGCGGUGCGUUCUACACGGCACUGACGAUGUCCGUAUUCCACGAUUUGGGCUAUUACCGCGCUAGAUUUGACAUGGCGGAAAAGAUGCGUUGGGGCAAUCAGUCUGGCUGUGGGUUCCUCAAUGAAAAAUGUGUGAACAAAAGUCAAUCUAAGUUUGGUGACAUGUUUUGCACCGAGAGUGAAGAAAGUGGUAAACUUCUGCGGUGCACGUCGGACCGCUUUGCACUGGGGACUUGUUCGCUGACGACUCACACUACACAUAUCCCCAGCCAGUUCAUGUACUUUGCCGACAGAUCUCGCGGUGGCCCCAAAGCCCAGCGGAUGGACUACUGCCCGAUCAUUACGCCGACCGCAGGCACCGUUUGCGAAAGUGGGGAAGUUGAACGGAUGCCGGGGAGUUUCGUGGGGCCGAUGUCACGGUGCCUGAGUGGAGAAAGCAUUGUGUUGAACACCACUGAUGGCGCCGGCACUCAGAAGAUUGGGGGUCUCUGCGCAAAGGUGACGUGCAAGAGCCGCGGCGUUGUGAAGAUCAGGUUCAAUGGCAGCGAUGUGUCAUACAUUUGUGAUCCGAAGCACGGAAACCCGAAGAUUGACCUGAAAGAGUUGCCUGCAUUCAAGAGCGGUUAUGUCUUCUGCCCGACCUACGAGGAGGUGUGCAGUGGCGCCGAGAUUGAAGAGGACCGCCCGUCACUGACGCCGGAGUACGAAUAUUAUACGGAGCCUUCAGAGUCUGAAGAGAAGCGUGAAAAGAACCCUAAAGGGAGAUGGACGCUAGACAUCGAAAAGUGGGCCGGCCGCCUCACCAGAGGCCGAGGCCAUGGCGAAGCUCACUCUGGGAGCGCACCAGUCAAGAGUGCCACGAGAGCCAUUGGGGGCAGCCACACAGCUGCAGACAUUGAAACCAUCACUCGGAGCGGGACGGCUUCUCCUAACACUCCCCAAAAGAUGAGCGUGAACAGUCGAAACAUCACAUUGCCGGACGGCAGUGUCAACCCUUCGUGGGUGCGUGUUCCCCUGCUGCUUCUGAUGGCUGUGGUUCCAGCAUACAUUGGGGCGUUCUAA
Molecule: messenger RNA, 2055 nt
Organism: Trypanosoma grayi
Lineage: Eukaryota; Euglenozoa; Kinetoplastea; Trypanosomatida; Trypanosomatidae
Product: surface protease GP63
Exons: 1
Coding region: 1-2055 (684 amino acids)
Biological process (GO): proteolysis; cell adhesion
Cellular component (GO): membrane; cytoplasm
Molecular function (GO): metalloendopeptidase activity
Source: RefSeq, a predicted model, not a curated record